Messenger RNA from Liolophura sinensis, 1788 nucleotides. RefSeq lists its product as uncharacterized. Bases 131 to 1054 code for a protein of 307 amino acids. NCBI's taxonomy places the organism in Eukaryota, Metazoa, Mollusca, Polyplacophora, Chitonida, Chitonidae. The transcript has 8 exons. The record is from RefSeq and is a predicted model, not a curated record.
CGUACUGAAGGUGUAAAUAAGGAGUGUACAUGUAUCGGGUAUAUGGUAACCGUGGAUGACCUAAGCCCCUAUAGAAGUCGAAUAUUUGGAAGUAACAGAUCAAGCAGGACGAUUAACCCUACCAUUUGCUAUGUCGAAAAAGUGUGAAUCGAUCGUUCCUCCAUAUUCCUUGGUCAAUAACGUUCUGACAAACAACUCUACACUCCAAGUGUCCAAGGGUCAAACAGAUGUGGGCACAGUCGUAAAGCUGCGAUGUCUAUACAAUUAUACCCUUCAGGCAGAGAGUGAGACAGUCGUGUGCCAGGAAAACCAACAGUGGAACUUUACAACCAAACCAAAGUGUGUGCCCCCUGUGAAACCUGCGGUAUUCUCGACUCUUACUGAGGAACAAAAGAUCAUCCUGGGUGUAGGUGGAGGAGUUGGAGGACUCGUUCUCAUUAUCCUCAUUGUUAUGACCAUCCUCAUUUGUCUGAAGAAAAGGUCACAAGACAGAAAAACUAGACAGGGGGAGAUAAGCAGUGACGGAACGUUGGAUCCCAGGGUGUUGGGGGAAAUCACGGACUAUCCACAACGCUAUCCGUACAUUUACGCCGAAGACUUCCGGAAUGGUGACUACGGACGAGGUAUCGGGAACCCGAACUAUCGCCAGGAUCUUGACAUUGCGGAUCCAAGGAUGGAAUACGUGAGAGAAAUACCUGUUGACAGGAAUGGUCUCGAUGUGAGGCCUUCGAUGGGUUAUGACACGCUAUACACUGGCGGGCCCGUGGAUGACCUCCGUGGCGACACCCGUGACUAUGUGAACCGUUCUGAUCACCCGCAGAGGGAUUUAGAUGACAGAAGACUUCCGGUCACUAACGCCGUGAGAAUGUUCGAGGAAUAUGGCCGACCGAGCAGAGUGCGCAUGCUCGAAGAGGCCUACGAGUUACAGCGACCAUACCGGCUACGGCCCGAAAGACUCAACCACGGACUCAGAGCUUUUACUUCUCGAUCGGCCGAAACGUACGGACUGAGGGGAGAAGACCCUACAAGAUAUUAUGGCGGAUUUUACAACUGAUACCACUGCCUCAGGUAGCGUGCCUGCCUAUCCGCAAUGCCGGUAGUGGAAUCGAUAGGAAAAGGUGGAGGAACGGUAAUAAAGAAAAAAAAACAACCACAUAGUUUCUUCUGUUUUGAUAGGUCUGGGGUUGGCUACCAAUACAUGGAGGCCUACGUAUAUCCGUUCUAUAUGUGUAAUAUAAUAUAUUUAUGUUGUCGAAUGCGGGCGCUGUUGAUCGAAUGGCAUAAUGUACAUGGAUUAUUGAACAUUAAAACGAAUACGGGUCUUUUAAUAACAACCUCAAUUUCAUCAUGCUGUAUGCCUGUAUAAUCACUUCUGAUGUACAUGUGUAUUUGUAUAUGUGGUUGAAGAUGACAGUAUGUCAAUGGUUUAUGUCAACUCAUCCGAGGACGGUGCUUUUUAAUCGUUUGCCUGUGACAUACUCACACUGCCUUAUACAAAUGGUAUGAAACUAACAUUGUAAGUGUAAAAGUUCAUGUCAUUGUUUGUUGUUUUGCGUGUUACGUUUUUUUUUUCUCUUUUGUUGUUGUAGCUAUGUAUAAAAUGAUGAAAAUUCGAUGUACUGAUUGGCUUUUCUGUUAAAAUAUUAUUUAAAAGUUUAAAUAAGCACUUAGCUGGAGUAGAACAUUAGAGUGCUCUUGUCAACAUCUAAUCUAACGUCCUAUAUCAUAGAAAACUUUAUACGCAGUGAUAUAUUGACAUUAUUAUUUUGUUGUUGUUUCUUCGUUUGU